AUGCGAAAUAUCAAAUGUGUGGUGGUCGGUGAUGGUGCUGUCGGCAAGACGUGCUUGCUGAUUUCGUACACGACCAAUGCCUUCCCUAGUGAAUAUGUGCCGACUGUAUUUGACAACUACACCGCCAAUGUUAUCGUCGAUGGUGCACCUGUCAAUCUGGGCCUGUGGGAUACGGCUGGCCAAGAAGAUUACGACCGUCUGCGUCCUCUGUCGUACCCCCAGACGGAUGUGUUCCUGAUCUGUUUCUCGAUUGUGAGCCCAUCGAGUUUUGAAAAUGCCAAGACCAAGUGGUGGCCGGAGGUGUCGCACCACGCCCCGGAUACCCCGAUUAUUCUUGUGGGCACGAAGCUGGACUUGCGAGAGGAUCCUGAGAUGAAUGCGCGAUUGCGGGAGCGACGGAUGCAGCCGAUCACCUACAGCCAAGCCGUACAGAUGGCAAAGGAAAUCCGCGCAGUAAAAUACCUCGAGUGCUCGGCCCUCACGCAAAAGGGUCUCAAGGGCGUGUUUGACGAGGCCAUUCGCUGUGUCCUGUCCCCCGCACCCAAGAAGCGACGAAAGGCGAACAACUGCCUUGUUUUGUAA
Malassezia pachydermatis is the source of this 582-nucleotide messenger RNA. Its product is annotated as ras-like c3 botulinum toxin substrate 1. Bases 1 to 582 code for a protein of 193 amino acids. The record is from RefSeq and is a predicted model, not a curated record. Gene Ontology annotation, cellular component: plasma membrane; cytoplasmic vesicle; cell projection. Gene Ontology annotation, biological process: regulation of cell shape; regulation of actin cytoskeleton organization; establishment or maintenance of cell polarity. Gene Ontology annotation, molecular function: GTPase activity; GTP binding; protein kinase binding. The transcript is spliced from 4 exons. Lineage: Eukaryota; Fungi; Basidiomycota; Malasseziomycetes; Malasseziales; Malasseziaceae.